AUGAGCUAUGAUGAAGACUUCAACUUUGAUCCUUUGAAUGAUGAUUAGUUUUGCUUUGUUUAGGAAGAUUAGUUUCAGAAUGACAUAAUAGAUUAAAACAAUUAAUUAUAGUUUGAAUGUGACUUACUUGGAGAUAUAAAGUAAUUGGAGGAAAUAAAUUUUAGUUGCUAGGAAGAAAUUAACCAUGUUUCUGAAAAUUUGGAUGCAUUAUAGAAAUUGUCGUCUACACAUAAUUUUGUAAUAGAAAACGACUCUAGAUUGUUGAGCAAAAUUUAGUGUUUCAAUAAUUAAUCUAAAGUGGAGGAUUGCACCUUUGAAUCCAGAAGUAGAAGUAGGGAGAUUGAAAGAAAUACUGGAAAAAUGAAAAAAUGGACUCAAGAAGAAAAUGAUAUACUAGCAAAUUUGUAUUAAUAAUUUAAUGGCGAUUGGCAGAGGAUUGUUGAAAGAAUGCCAGGAAGAACUUUGACAUAAUGUAAAUAGUAUUGGUAGAGAAAACAUAAACCUGAAUAAUCAUAGAAAAGCAAAUGGACUCCUGAGGAAGAUUAAAUAAUCAGGGAUAAUGUUAAUACGGAAGAAAAUAAUUGGGCAACAAUAGCAGCAAUUUUAAAAAAUAAAACGGGGAAACAAAUAAGGGAGAGAUAUAUAAACAAGUUAAGGUCAGAUAUUAUCGAUGUAAAGUAAUAGCCAUGGUCUAAGUAGGAAGAUCAAAAAUUAUUGUAGUUGUAUAAUUAACUAGGAUCUAAAUGGUCUUAGAUCGCUCGAUAGUUUCCUGGGAGAUCUGUAAAAACACUUGUUUAAUUUUAGGAUUUAUAAAUCAAAAAUCGAACUCAUAAACUAUUAAAAACUUAAUGUGGCACAUAAGUCCAAAAUGAAUAACUUAAAUUAUAAGUACAGAAUCUAGAGGGUUACCUAGAAUUAGAGAAAACUUGUGAAAAAUCUCAAAAUAAACCUAAGUUUGAAUUUCCAUAAUAUAAUUCUUAUUCAGUCUCUUCUCAAUUCAUUCAAUGA
Molecule: messenger RNA, 1008 nt
Organism: Paramecium tetraurelia
Lineage: Eukaryota; Ciliophora; Oligohymenophorea; Peniculida; Parameciidae
Exons: 3
Biological process (GO): regulation of DNA-templated transcription
Cellular component (GO): nucleus
Molecular function (GO): DNA-binding transcription factor activity, RNA polymerase II-specific; RNA polymerase II cis-regulatory region sequence-specific DNA binding
Source: RefSeq, a predicted model, not a curated record